ACAUGAGCAGACAGAGAUAGAGCAGCAGGGAGAAGGAAGGCAAAAAAAAAAAGUCUGUCACAUCCUCACAUGGGGAGAAUGAUAGAAGUCAUUUAGGGCUCGCAGCCAACCAACAUGACUUCAGAGGCCGAGACGGGGACGGACUGUCCUGAAGAACUGCUGGACGAGGUGGUCCUGGGGCGCAUUGCCAGCUUGGACCCAUUCCCGCCUCGGGACUUUAGGGGCAAGUUUAAAAAGAUGCGGCACAAGAAGAGGCCCACCAUUCUUGAAACCUCGCCCGUGGGGAAUGGCUACAGCAAACCCCCCAUCCCUCCAGUCUGCUGUCCUCAUGGAGAGAAGGGUCCCCCGGUCAUGAUGCCGAUCAGCGUGGACCCGGAGAGCAAACCGGGCGAGUAUGUCCUCAAGAGCCUCUUCGCCAUCUUUGCCACGGUGUCAGAACGCAAGAUUCGAAUCAUCAUGGCGGAGCCGCUGGAAAAACCUUUGACAAAGUCUCUCCAGAGGGGUGAAGAUCCUCAGUUUGACCAAUUGUUGAGCACCAUGAGCUCUUUGGCCGAGUACUGCCUGCCCUCCAUCCUGCGCACUUUGUUCGACUGGUACAAAAGACAAAACGGCCUGGACGAAGAGUUUCACGAGUACCGCCCCAGAGCUAACACCAAGUCCAAAAACGAUGAGCAGCAUAGAGAUUAUUUACUUGAAAGGAGGGACUUGGCCAUCGACUUUAUCUUCUCACUCGCUCUCAUUGAAGUUCUUAAACAGAUGCCACUGCACCCGGUCCUCGAUGGUCUAGUCAAUGAGGUCAUCAACUUAGCCUUCAAGCACUUCAGAUACAAAGAAGGAUAUCACGGUCCUAACACUGGCAACAUGCACACUGUAGCUGACCUCUAUGCUGAGGUUAUUGGCGUAUUGGCUCAAACUAAGUUCCCUGCCGUGAAGAAGAAGUUCAUAACUGAGUUGAAGGAGCUGAGACAGAAGGAACAGAGUCCAUAUGCAGUCCAGAGUACUAUCAGCCUCAUCAUGGGGGUCAAGUUCUUCCGAAUUAAGAUGUAUCCCGUCGAGGAUUUUGAAGCUUCUUUUCAGUUUAUGCAGGAAUGUGCCCAGUACUUCCUGGAUGUUAAGGACAAGGACAUAAAACAUGCCCUGGCGGGGCUUUUUGUGGAAAUUUUGGUUCCUGUUGCGGCGGCGGUGAAGAAUGAAGUGAACGUGCCCUGCUUGAGGAACUUUGUGGACAGCUUGUACGACACAACCCUUGACCUGUCUGCAAGGAAAAAGCACUCACUGGCUUUUUACCCCCUAGUGACGUGCCUGCUGUGUGUCAGCCAGAAGCAAUUCUUCCUCAACCGAUGGCAUGUCUUCCUCAACAACUGCCUCUCAAAUCUGAAGAGUCGAGACCCUAAGAUGGCUCGUGUGGCACUGGAGUCUCUGUAUCGCCUGCUGUGGGUUUACAUGAUCAGAAUUAAAUGUGAGAGUAACACCGCGACUCAAGGUCGGCUCAACACUAUCAUAACAACACUUUUCCCCAAAGGAUCUCGCAGUGUGCUACCAAGAGACAUGCCUCUCAACAUCUUUGUCAAAAUUAUACAGUUUAUUGCACAGGAAAGACUUGAUUUUGCCAUGAAAGAAAUUAUUUUUGAUCUUUUGUGUGUCGGGAAACCCGCAAAAGCCUUCAGUCUCAAUCCAGAGAGAAUGAAUAUCGGUCUGAGAGCAUUCCUGGUCAUAGCCGACAAACUCCAGCAGAAGGACGGCGAGCCCCCAAUGCCCAACACGGGUUGCACUUUGCCCUCAGGGAACACGCUGCGAGUAAAGAAGACAUACCUGAGCAAAACGCUGACAGACGAAGAGGCCAAAGUCAUCGGGAUGUCCCAGUAUUACUAUCACGUGCGUAAGGCUAUCGACAACAUACUGAGACACCUGGACAAGGAGGUGGGACGCUGCAUGAUGAUGACUAAUGCACAGAUGCUGAACAAGGAGCCUGAGGACAUGAUCACAGGUGAAAGGAAGCCCAAGAUUGAUUUGUUCAGGACGUGCGUCGCCGCCAUCCCCCGCAUGCUGCCUGAUGGGAUGUCCAAGACAGAGCUCAUAGAUCUGCUCUCACGCUUGACGAUCCACAUGGAUGAUGAGCUCCGACUCAUAGCUCAGAAUUCAUUACAAAGCCUGCUGGUGGAUUUCGCGGACUGGCGCGACGACGUCCUGUUCGGAUUUGCCAACUUUGUGUUGCGUGAGGUCCAAGACACCCACCAGAGCCUGUUGGAUACGUCGCUCAAACUGCUGCUGCAACUGCUCACACAGUGGAAACUCACAGUGGCGGCCCCGGGGAAGGUUGCUAAGAUACACACUGCUGAGCUGCUGCAGACAAGUUCCAAUGCAAAGAUGGCUCCAGAGCGAGGCCCUCACACCGCCGUUCUGCACGCCGUAGAAGGUCUGGCCCUCAUGCUGCUCUGCUCCUGUCAGCUCAGCACACGGAGGCUCGCCAUUGCCGUCCUUAAGGAGAUCCGCAGCCUCUUUACGGUCAUCGGGCAGUCUGAGGACGAUGAUAAACCAAUGAUUGAGGUCAUGGACCAGCUCAGCCCUGUGAUACUCGAGAGCUUAGUCAAUGUUGCUGUCUCCGAUACAGCUAACACGUCCGCUGGCCACCACGUAGACCUUCAGUGGCUGGUGGAGUGGAACGCCCGGCUCGUCAACAGUCACUACGACAUCCGCAGCCCCUCGCACGUUUGGAUCUUGGCGCAGUCGGUGAAGGACCCAUGGGUGCUGUGCAUGUACAGCCUUCUCCGGCAGGACCAUCUGCCCAAACACUGCCCUACGGCCCUCAGCUACGCGUGGCCCUAUGCCUUCACUCGAAUGCAGAUGCUCAUGCCUGUGGUGGACCCCAAUAACCCGGUCAAUGCAAAGAAAACUAGCACGUCCGGCAGCACUGACAACUAUGUAACCCUAUGGAGGAACUACUUGAUCCUUUGCUUUGCUGUGGCCAAGCCCAGCGUCAUGAGCCCCGGCCACCUGAGAGCAUCGACAUCUGAGAUCACGACGGCCACGCCCGACAGCGCCGUGGGCUAUGAUAAGGUGGUCGCAGGUUGUCCGUCUGUUGCUUGGCUCCUCAAGCAGUUGGUUCCACUCAUGAGGGCUGAGAGUGUGGAGCUGACAGAAUCAUUGGUUCUGGGCUUUGGCCGCACCAAUUCCCUCGUCUUCAGGGAACUUGUGGAGGAACUUCAUCCACUAAUGAAAGAGGCACUGGAAAGAAGACCAGAGAACAAGAAGCGGCGCGAACGUCGGGACCUUCUGCGACUUCAGCUAUUGCGCAUCUUUGAGCUGCUUGCUGACGCUGGCGUCAUCAGUGACAGUACAAACGGUGCUCUUGAACGUGACACCCUCGCCCUCGGCGCUCUCUUCUUGGAGUACGUGGAUCUGACCCGGAUGCUUUUAGAAACUGAGAAUGAUAAAGACGCAGAGAUUCUAAAGGACAUCCGAGCUCACUUUAGCGCCAUGGUAGCCAACCUCAUCCAGUGUGUGCCAGUGCACCACAGGCGCUUCCUGUUUCCACAACAAAGCCUACGGCAUCAUCUCUUCAUCCUCUUCAGCCAGUGGGCCGGCCCCUUCAGCAUCAUGUUCACCCCUUUGGACCGCUACAGUGACAGAAAUCACCAGAUCAAAAGAUAUCAGUACUGUGCCUUGAAGGCCAUGUCUGCUGUUCUGUGCUGUGGCCCGGUCUUCGACAAUGUGGGUCUCUCUCCAGAUGGAUACCUCUACAAGUGGCUGGACAACAUUUUAGCCUGCCAGGACCAGCGGGUUCACCAGCUUGGAUGUGAAGUCAUCAUUCUGCUUCUGGAGCUCAACGCAGACCAAGUCAACCUCUUCAACUGGGCUGUAGAUCGCUGCUACACAGGCUCCUACCAGCUGGCCUCAGGCUGCUUCAAAGCCAUAGCGACAGUGUGUGGCAGCAGAAACUACCCAAGCGAUAUAGUGACGCUUCUCAAUUUAGUGCUCUUUAAGGCAUCGGAGGCCAACAGGGAGAUUUAUGAGAUUUCAAUGCAGCUAUUGCAGAUUCUAGAGGCCAGGUUGUUUGUGCACUCCAAGAAGAUUGCAAGCCAGAAGCCCAACAACAUCCUAUAUGGCACCCAUGCUCCUUUGCCUCCUCUCUACAGUGUCUCCCUCCCUCAGCUCUCCAGCCAGCUUGCCAGGAUGUACCCCGAAUUUACGCUCCCUCUAUUUUCAGAGGUUAGCCAGAGGUUCCCCACCACCCACCUCAACGGGAGGCAGAUUAUGCUGACCUAUCUCCUUCCCUGGCUUGGCAACAUAGAGCUGGUAGAUAGCGGUCUGCUGCUUCCAGCCUUUACGCAACCUACCUCCGAUUAUGACUCCUCUUCACGGGGGAGUGGCUCCUCUUCUACCCAGCAGCUGAGGGGGAGUGGCUGGGGGUCCCUGCAGGCCACGUCCAUGGUGCUCAACAACCUCAUGUACAUGACUGCCAAGUAUGGAGAUGACUUACCUGGAUCUGAAAUGGAAAAUGCCUGGAAUGCUUUGGUGUGCAAUGAAAAGUGGAACAACAACCUGAGAACCACGCUGCAGUUUCUCAUCAGCUUGUGUGGUGUCAGCAGUGACACUACCCUCCUGCCUUUUAUAAAGAAGGUGGUGAUCUACCUGUGUCGAAACAACACCAUGCAAACCAUGGAGGAGUUGAUAUUUGAGCUGCAGCAGACAGACCCAGUCAACCCAGUAGUGCAACACUGUGACAGCCCUCCGUUUUAUCGCUUCACCACCACGAACAAGGCCUCCGCCACUGCAGCGUCAGGAACCACAUCCAGCAGCAACACUGUUGUGGCAAGCCAGGAGAGCUUUCCAGAUGCAGAAGAGAACAAGGCGAAGGACAAUGAAGAGAGGCACAACCACGGGACGCGAGCUCACAGUCGUCUGGAAUCUCGCUACAGCAACAGCUCGGGGGGAUCAUACGACGAAGAUAAGAGUGAACCUCUGCCUCCGUAUGUUGACUGGCUGAUGAUCGUAGUGGAAAGCAACCAGCCCCAUCCUCUACCUAUGCCUCUAAACGGCGGCUGUUGGGCACCGCUAGUGGACUUUCUGCCCGAGACCCUCACCCCCAGAGGACCCCUGCACAGGUGUAAUAUAGCAGUCAUAUUCAUGACAGAGAUGGUAGUGGACCACAGUGUGAGAGAGGACUGGGCCUUGCACCUCCCCUUACUGCUGCAUGCCCUAUUUUUGGGCAUGGAUCACUACCGUCCAGAGGUGUUUGAGCACAGCAAGCGUCUCCUCCUCCACCUGUUCAUCACCUUGUCCUGCCACAACAACUUCCAGGCCGUCGCCUCGGUGCUGUUGCAGACGCGCGAGUUUCACGGUGCCAAGACCCUUACUUGCAAGGCCGAGUCUUUAACGCCAGGAGGUUUUGACUUUCUGAGGGAGUGCCAGGCAUCACCCGUAACAGACUCCGGUCUGAGUUCCUCCUCUACUUCGUCCAGCCUGAGUCUCGGGGGCAGCACCAACAACCUGCCCGAGAUUGCACACGAGGUGGAGGAGCUGGCGACGUCCGCUAACACGGACCUGAAGACAAACAGGCUCAUUGAGUUUUUAAUCACAAGCUCAUAUGGACCCCUGUGGUGCCAUGAAGACAUUUCACCCAAGAAUCAAAUCUCCAAAAGUACCAGCCAGUUGACACAUUUCCUGCGCCACGUGGUGUCCGUUUUCAAGGAAUCAAAUGUUCACCUGGAGCAGGAGCUAAGCAACGUGGCUUUACACACGGCCCUGUGCAGUUCCUCGCGCCACUACGCCGGCCGCUCCUUCCAGGUGUUUCGUGCCCUCGGCCGGCCAGUCUACGCACACGCUGUCUCGGAUUUGCUCUCGAGGCUGGUGGAGGUUGUUGGAGAGCAUGUAGAGGAAGUGCAGGGCUAUGUGAUGGAAGUGUUACUCACACUGGAAUCUGUGGUGGACAACUUGGCCGAGUGCCUCAAGAACAACGACCUCAUGGCCAUCCUGACCAGAGCGUCAUCUCCAGAUCUACUCACCACGUUGAAGCUGAUGUCUAACAGGAAAAGCACGGGCCAGCUCAGCCUACGCAGAGAAGAGCGUAGUCGACACCAGAGAAGCUCCUCCGUCCCCAAGAAGUUUGGCGAAGCGGACAAGUGGUCGGACCCCCCUCGCAGCGCCACCUUGGACCGCAUCCAAGCGUGCGAGCAGCAGCUUCUGUUGGGCAAAAGCCGGAGCAGCCCCUCAUCCUCCAAGGACAACAUCUCAGAUCCGAGCAACGUCAACCAUCCCAGUAACCUCCUCGCCACCAUCUUCUGGGUUGCUGUAUCGCUGAUGGAGUCAGACUUUGAGUUUGAGUACCAGAUGUCUCUGAGGCUGCUCAACAAGCUGCUGGGUCACGUGUCCCUGGACAAACCGGAGAACCGGGAGAAGUUGGAGAAGCUGCAGGGCCAGCUGAAGUGGAGCAGCUUUACUGGGCUCCAGCAGCUCUUGCUCAAGGGCUUCACAUCUGUAGCCACCACAGACCUCACGCUGCAGCUCUUCUGGCAGCUCACGCCUGUGUCACGGGUGUCUGUUGUGGACACUUCACAAGUCAUUGGGUUCCCCUUGAAUGUCCUGUGCUUACUUCCGCAUUUGGUGCAGAAUUUUGACGGCCCCAAUCACUUCUGUCAGGAUGUUGCCGAGAGGAUAGCUCAGGUAUGUCUGGAGGAGAAGAACGACAAGCUAUCCAACCUGGCCCACGUCAUGACUCUUUACAAAACUCGCUCCUACACCCGAAACUGCUUCUCGUGGGUCAAUGUAGUGUGUCGGUAUCUGCACGAGGCCUUCUCGGACAUCACCGUCAGACUGGUCACUUACAUGGCCGAGAUGUUGGAGAAAGGUCUCCCUAGCAUGCAGCAGACCCUUUUGCAAAUCAUCUACAGUCUGCUGAGUCACAUGGACUUGAGUGGAAUCCAAGCCAAGCCCUUCAACACGGAGGUACUCAAGACCAUCGAGAAGUUUGCUCAGAGCGUCCACUGGAGGGAAGCUCUGAAUAUUCUGAAACUGGUGGUCAGUCGGUCGGCCAGCUUGGCGCAGCCUUCCAGCGACCUCUUCUAUGAGGACGUCAGCAGAGUGUGGGACCGCUCCUCCAAGGCCUUGCCUGGGAAAACCCUGGAUUUCCACUUUGACAUAUCAGAGACGCCCGUGAUUGGCCGGCGCUACGACGACUUGCGCGCUUCCCCGGGGCAAGACGGGAAAAGUAGAACUACAGCAGGCACCCGCAGCACCUCCUCCAGCUCCUCUGGAUCUACAUCCAAUAACGUGCUGGUGCCCGUCAGCUGGAAGAGGCCUCAGUCUUCCCAGAAAAGAACUCGAGAGAAACUUGUCAAUGUUUUAUCUCUGUGCGGACAAGAAGUGGGCCUCACAAAAAAUCCUUCGGUAAUUUUCUCGAGCUGUGGAGACUUGGACCUCAUGGAGCACCAACCCAGCCUCGUGUCUUCCGACGACGGGACCCGAGAAGCGGACACAGUGGAUGACAGCGCCUCAGAGCAGCAGUUUAGAGUCUUCAGGGACUUUGACUUCCUGGAUGUGGAGCUUGAGGAUGGAGAGGGGGAGACCAUGGACAACUUCAACUGGGGCGUGCGCCGUCACUCGGUGGACAGCCUGGACCAGAGCGACCUGCACGCACUGGAGGAGAGCCAUCUGUCCAGCAGCAUGCCCAGCCUGAGCCACAUCACGCCCGAGGAGGACUCUGACGAGUCAUCUGAGGAGGAUUCACUCUCUGCCAGCCAAAUAAUCUCCCACUCUCAGUUUACCGGCAGCCUCUCUCCUACCUCUGAGAUCAAUAACAUGGACUCCUUUUGUAACACAACCUCGACUGACUCGACGCCGCCGAGUUCCAAAAAUCCCAGUUUCGAGGUCCAACUGCCGGAGGACUCGAAGCAGCGGCAUGACUUCUCACAAGAGGAUAAAGAUGUACACGAGGAGAACAUGUCGCUCUCCAUCAGCGAUCUUCCCCCUGAAUUUCACUGCACUCACGGGUUCUACAAAGAGCUGGACCUUGACAGCUGCUUGCCCAGUCUCGCAGAGGAGGAGAGAGACGACACAGUGGAAUCCGGCUCAUCCCCGCCGCCAUCUCCCUUCUUCUCAGCCAUCCUGGCGGCGUUCCAGCCGGCGGUGUGCGACGACGCCGAGGAGGCUUGGCGGACUCACGUCAACCAGCUCGUGUCCGACUCGGACGGCUCCUGUGCGGUCUACACCUUCCAUGUGUUCUCCUCCCUCUUCCAGAGUCUCCAGAUCAAAUUUAGCUCCCUGACCUGUGAGGCCGUCAGUUACCUCGGCGACAGCCUGAGAGGAUUAGGAUCAAAGUUCCUGAGGUCGUCUCAAAUGCUGACAGCGUGUGCCGAGUGUCCCACGUUGUUUAUCGAUGCCGACACAAUUAUGUCGUAUGGACUCCUGGAGAAAAUGAAAUUCAGCGUGUUGGAGCUUCAGGAGUAUCUCGACACUUAUAACAGCAAAAAGGAGGCAGCUCUGACGUGGCUCAGCAACUGCAAGGCCACUUUUCCCAGAAGUCCCGCUGGCAUUAUGGUCACAUGUCAGCCAGCUGAGCAGGAGGAAAAGCAAAUGGAAUCUCUGGCUCAACUGGAGCUCUGUCAUAGACUCUACAAACUCCACUUUCAGCUCCUGCUGCUGUUUCAGUCCUACUGUAAGCUGAUCGAGCAGGUCUACGCAAUAAGCUCCAUUCCCAAACUAACCAAUGCAUCCGGAGAGCUGACCGAGCUGAAGAGUCAUCUCAGAGCAGCCCUCAUGGCGGAUGAUGACAAAGUGGUUCAUCACUCGUCCCAGCUUUCCACCUUCAGCUCCUCUGAGGCGGCUGUGCAGGCCAUCCUGGAAGCUCUGAAGAGCAACACCUUCGCUACGGCUAUUUACUAUAUAAGGGAAUGCAGAGCAACGUGGCCUAAUGACAUAUUCGGCAACCAUUGUGAGGAUGAGGUCCAGACUUUACUGAACAUCUACUUUCGCCAUCAAACCCUGGGUCAGACGGGAACGUUCGCGUUGGUGGGCUCAAAGCAGGACCUGACAGACAUCUCCGCCAAGUUGAUGGAACUCAACGGAGAGAUGCGGGACAUGAUUCGGCAAGCGCGCGGCUACCGAGCCAUCACUGCUUUCCUCCCGGACGCCAGGGUUUCGGGAUCGAGUCUCUGACGGCAGACCGCCAGCGGAUGCCCGCACUUAGGAAUAACAAACAUCAGAAUGUUCUGAGAUCUUUGCAGCAAUAUUGAGAGGCUUUUAUUGCACCAAUGGAUGUUGUCACAAAGCGACAACGUUAACAUUUCACAAUAUAGCAUACCAAAGCUUUGCAGCUCAUCUUAAACUGUCAAAAGGGGAAUUGUGCAAUUUUUCACACAUGUGGAAGGAGUUUAACUGUACAGUCAAAGAAUGUAUUUGAAUUUCGCAGGAAAAAAACAUAAGGGAGACUUGGUUACUUUGUGUGCGUGGGGGUGGGAUUGUGUGUUUGUGUGCUUGAGUGUGGAAUUUAGCGUGUUGUGUAGGACAUGAACUGUAGUUUAUUGCUGCUUGGGAAUGCUGCAGAUCUACUGUAAUGUGCAUUGCUGGUGUCUGAGUUAUGCUUUAAUUUACAAACACCUGACUGUACUUUGCAGCUUUUCAGCAUAUGACAAAUAAUUUAUAUUUGCAAGAGAGAAUACAAGCUUUUCCUGCCUAGAUUUUAAAGGAAAUUAUUUUAUUGAACCUUGUCAAGUUUGCAAAUUCUAUCUUAGUCAUCUUUAGGAACAAAUAUUUUCAUGGAGCACUUGUACAUAGAGCGCUUUAUUGGCGCCACAAGAUUGUAUUUUUAUGAAAUUGCAAUUUGAGGAGAUAGUUACGUUAUUUUUUAAAGCUUUCAAGAGGAAUUGUAUGUGUGUCUGAUGUUGUACAUAGUUUUGCCUUUGCAAUGUGUUGAAAGUGGUGUACUGUACACUUGUGUAACAAUAACAAAUAAAACAUACAUUUGUUAAACAUU
This is a messenger RNA of Nerophis lumbriciformis (worm pipefish), 9970 nucleotides long. RefSeq names its product protein furry homolog. Gene Ontology annotation, cellular component: cell cortex; site of polarized growth. The record is from RefSeq and is a predicted model, not a curated record. NCBI's taxonomy places the organism in Eukaryota, Metazoa, Chordata, Actinopteri, Syngnathiformes, Syngnathidae. Gene Ontology annotation, biological process: neuron projection development; cell morphogenesis.